Metarhizium brunneum ARSEF 3297 is the source of this 1560-nucleotide messenger RNA. RefSeq names its product MFS transporter fsa7 (gene fsa7). The record is from RefSeq and is a predicted model, not a curated record. Gene Ontology annotation, biological process: transmembrane transport. NCBI's taxonomy places the organism in Eukaryota, Fungi, Ascomycota, Sordariomycetes, Hypocreales, Clavicipitaceae. Gene Ontology annotation, cellular component: plasma membrane. Gene Ontology annotation, molecular function: transmembrane transporter activity.
AUGGACCGCCUCAAGGAGGUUACAGAUACAUCAACAGCCGAAAAUGAGUUCGCAGACAACCCCAAUUCGACAUCGGACCUCCACGAGUUCAAGGAAUCAGAAGGCUACGUGACCAGGACGGACACCGAACAUCGCGGAAACCUCAAGACCGCCAACAACGGGCGCACCAUUUUAAUUCCCCAACCGUCCGAGGAUCCCCAUGACCCCCUGAACUGGAGCCCGGUCAAGAAGCAUGUGAUUCUCUUCAUUAUCAGUUUCGCCGCCUUCCUCCCCGACUACGGCAGCGCAACAGGCGCCGUUACGCUCAUCCCGCAGGCCGAAAUCUGGAACAUGAGCCCAGAUACAGUCAACCACUCGCAAGUCGGCAACGUCUUCAUGCUCGGCGCAGGGGGCAUCUUCGUCGUCGCCCUCUCCGCGUGGGCAGGCCGUCUCCCCAUCCUCUUCUAUUUUCUCGUCCUCGCCGCCGCAACAGCCGCAUGGUGCGCCGCCGCCACGACAUUCGAGUCCUUCAUGGCCGCCCGCAUCCUCAACGGCUUCUUCAGCACCGUCGCCCAGGGCGGAGGGCUCAUGUUCAUCUUUGACAUGUUCUUCUUCCACGAGCGCGCCCGCAAGAUCAACAUCUGGGCUGUGUUCAUCAUCCUGUCUCCGUACAUGGGGCCUCUGCUCGCUGCCUUUAUGAUAACAAGCCUUUCGUGGCAGAUUCCCUUCUGGGUGUACUUUGUCGAGACUGCUCUCGCUCUCAUCCUUACUAUUCUUUUCGUAGAGGAGACGUAUUAUGACCGCCGUAUCGCGCCGGAGAAUCAGCCGCCCAGGGGUUCACGCAUGGCAAGGUUGACGGGCAUUGCGCAGUAUCCAUCGCGCUACUUGCGCAAUAGCUUUGGCCAGGCGUGCAUGCGCCCGAUUCGCGUUAUUCUCAAGCCGACUGUAUUUCUGUCCUCGCUGUACUAUUUGCUGACGUUUGCUUGGGUCGUGGGCAUCAACACCACCUUGUCCAUCUUCCUUACGCCCCUGUACGACUUUGGCCCCAAGCAGAUUGGCUUCUUUUACUUUACGCCCAUUGUCGCGGCUCUUUUGGGCGAAAUCACCGGCCACUGGCUGCACGAUGGCAUUGCGCGGCAGUACAUCACGUCGCAUGCUGGGCACUUUGAGCCCGAGAUUAGACUCCGCGCCAUAUGGUUCAGCACGCCGUUCAUGCUGGCUGGCCUGGUGGGAUUGGGGUUCGCUCUCGAGGACGCAUAUCACUACAUGGUCACGGCUGUGUUCUGGGGACUGUACGUCUUUGGCAUCAUGGUGUCCACGGUGGCCUUGAAUGCGUAUAAUCUGGACAGCUACCCGGAAGCUUCGGGGGAGGUAUCUGCCUGGAUCAACUUUGCUCGUACUGCUGGCGGGUUCAUCAUUAGUUACUUCCAGGUCAAUUGGGCUCAUUCGGUGGGAGCCAAAGUAAGCUUCGGCACCCAGGCUGGAAUCUGCCUUUUUGCAUUCUUGAUUAUUGUCUUGUUACAGGUGUAUGGAAAGGCAAUACGGAUCAAGAGCGGGGCUCUGCAUUUUCCUACUGCUUGA